Messenger RNA from Theobroma cacao (cacao), 1672 nucleotides. Its product is annotated as RNA-binding (RRM/RBD/RNP motifs) family protein. Gene Ontology annotation, cellular component: nucleus. Gene Ontology annotation, molecular function: RNA binding. The record is from RefSeq and is a predicted model, not a curated record. NCBI's taxonomy places the organism in Eukaryota, Viridiplantae, Streptophyta, Magnoliopsida, Malvales, Malvaceae.
UCUUGUUUUUUUCCACCUCAGUCGAAAGCCUUCUCUCUCUCUACCUCUCGCGCACUGCAGUUUCUUAGGGUUAGGGUUUUUGAGUUAAGAGUCCCCAAAAAUGCAAGGCAUGGAUCCAACGAAGAAAAGGAAGCUGGAUGAAAACGGGAUCGUUUCAACCCAAUCGGAACCCGACCCGAUCACCAAACUAACCCCACAAGACGGCCGCAAACUAAUCGAGCGAUUCUCGGUCGACCAACUCCUCGACAUCCUCCAAGACGCCGUGUCUCGCCACGUGGACGUCCUUGCUGCUGUUCGAUCUGUAGCCGACCAAGACCCGGCUCAACGGAAGCUCUUUAUCCGCGGCUUGGGUUGGGAUACUACCACUGACGGCCUCCGUUCACUUUUUUCCGUCUAUGGGGAACUCGAGGAAGCGGUUGUUAUUCUCGACAAGGCCACCGGGAAGUCGAAAGGGUAUGGAUUCGUUACGUUCAAGCACGUCGAUGGUGCUUUGCUUGCUCUCAAAGAACCCAGUAAGAAAAUCGACGGGAGAGUCACGGUGACGCAGUUGGCGGCCGCGGGGAAUUCGGGGACUAAUAAUAACCCUGUGGAUGUUCAUAUGAGAAAGAUUUAUGUAGCCAAUGUGCCGUACGAUAUGCCGGCUGAUAAGUUAUUGGGUCAUUUUGCUCAGUAUGGGGAAAUAGAAGAGGGUCCUUUGGGGUUCGAUAAGCAGACCGGGAAAUCAAGGGGAUUUGCUCUUUUUGUUUAUAAGACGGCGGAAGGGGCUCAGGCGGCAUUGGUGGAGCCAGUGAAGAACAUUGAUGGGAGACAGAUGAAUUGUAAGUUGGCUAUUGAAGGGAAAAAGGGGAAGCCGGGACAAGAUGGGAUGAUGCAAAGUGGGGGUGGCGCUCCAGGCAAUGCUGAGAUGGGGAUUGGAGGGCAUGGGGGAGGAUAUGGUGGGCCUGGUGGACCUGGCGGUUUGGGUGGUUACGGUGGGUAUUCUGCUGGGUUGCAAGGGCCGCCGGGUCCAAUGGGCCAGCCUCAUCACUUGAAUUCAUCAGGAGUUGGAGUGGGAGCUUUGAGUGGGAGUGGAGGAGGUGCUGGUAGUGGGGGGUAUGGUUCUGGGCUUGGUGGGCUGUAUGGUGGGUAUGGUGCUCCUGGUUCAACUGGCUAUGGGUUAAGUGGUGCUGGUGCGGGGAGUGGGUUGACUGGUGCUGGUGGAGGGUCUUCGUUGUAUAGGUUGCCGCCAAGUUCUGUUGGGAUGCCAACAGGUGGAUAUCCGGAGAGUGCUCAUUAUAGCUUGUCUUCGUCAUCUGCUUUCCCUAGUCAGCAUCACCAAGGAGCUGGGACAUCCCCUGUGCCAAGAGUUCCACCUGGUGGAAUGUAUCCAAAUGGACCACCUUUCUACUGAGGUUUAUGACAGCUUGUUGGGCGCAGAUGCUUUUUGUGGUUCUGGUGAUUGCGUGAAUGCAGACUAUUUAUACUCUGGCUUGAUGAAUGUAUUAGCUGGGCUUUUUUACAGCCACUUCUCUUGAUCUGAGCCUUUAAGAUGUUAAUUUCUUAGUGCUGGUUGGCAAAACUUGUGAUCUAGACUAGUUUUCUAUGUUUUAUGAGGAACCUAUUUUCCAGUGGGACCUUUUAGUCAUUAGUAUAGUUUUAAUAAUAUAAGUAGUGACAAAAUCUUUUGCCUAUU